AUGGGUCCACUUAUCUCCGGGCUUGCUGACGCAGUUGCUGACCUAGUGACCUUUUCGGCUUUUCUCUUCCCACUUGCGCCUCCCCCGCCCCUAUAUAUUAUUCAGUUUUUGUACAGCACACUCAAGAUCAAUCACUCCUCUGAACCUAUUCUCAUCUCUUCGCUUUGCCUUUGCCUUUGCCUUUGCCGAUCAUUUGUUCCCGAAAUGGAUCUUCAAGAUGCCAUUGCUAUGGCUCUGGAAUUUGUGUUGGAAACUGAGAGGCGAAGGAAAAAGCAGUUGGAACAUGCACUGGCCGAGAAACGAAGGGAACGUUCGAUGCUCGCGAGAAAGAAGCACCGCCUGCUGCGAAAGAAAGCGGCCGAGCAAAAAUUGUUCGACGAUUUCAUGGUAUUCAUUGGCGCAAUUGAGAAUAACGAUCGCCAGAUCUUCCAGAAUUUUGAUGAAAACGAAAUGAUGAAUGCUGUUGUAGCUAUCUUGACCGGUAAUGACGAUAAAAAUGGAGACUUUUCCGAUGAUAAUGGUCAAAGAAAGGAUUGAUAAGGAGCUUCAGAAUGCUCAGAAUCUCGGUUAUAUUCAGGGUACAAUUAGUGACGGCAAUAGUCGAAGUGGUAAC
This is a messenger RNA of Hibiscus syriacus, 613 nucleotides long. RefSeq lists its product as uncharacterized. The transcript has 3 exons. The coding region runs from base 1 to 537 and encodes 178 amino acids. The record is from RefSeq and is a predicted model, not a curated record. Lineage: Eukaryota; Viridiplantae; Streptophyta; Magnoliopsida; Malvales; Malvaceae.